Arthroderma uncinatum is the source of this 1005-nucleotide messenger RNA. Its product is annotated as thiazole biosynthetic enzyme. Gene Ontology annotation, biological process: thiamine biosynthetic process. Lineage: Eukaryota; Fungi; Ascomycota; Eurotiomycetes; Onygenales; Arthrodermataceae. The coding region runs from base 1 to 1005 and encodes 334 amino acids. The record is from RefSeq and is a predicted model, not a curated record. The transcript has 2 exons.
AUGGCUCCACCAACUGCUACCAUCACCGAGGUUGUGGCCUCUGCCGGCAAUGCUGUGAGAGACAACUUUGCUGGCGAGGGUAACACCCUGGCCCAGCCUAGCACCGGCUCUGGCUACGCCCUGCUUGACGAAUUCGCCGGCAAAUGGGAAGACUUCAAGUUUGCCCCUAUCCGUGAGAGCCACGUCUCUCGUGCUAUGACUAGCCGCUACUUCAAGGACAUGGACACCUAUGCCGAGAGUGACAUCGUCAUUGUUGGUGCUGGCUCUUGCGGUCUGAGCACCGCCUAUGUCCUUGGAAAGGCCCGUCCUGACCUGAAGAUUGCUCUCAUCGAAGCCUCCGUCUCCCCUGGUGGUGGUGCCUGGCUCGGUGGUCAAUUGUUCUCCGCCAUGGUCUUAAGGAAGCCAGCCCACCGCUUCUUGGAGGACCUGGGUGUCCCAUACGAGGAAGAAGCCUCCAACCCAAACCUCGUCGUUAUCAAGCACGCCGCUCUCUUCACCUCUACCCUUCUCUCCAAGGUCCUCUCCUUCCCCAACAUCAAGCUCUUCAACGCUACCUGCGUUGAAGACUUGAUCACCCGUCCUCUCGCCUCUGAGCCAUCUGGCUUCCAAAUUGCUGGUGUCGUCACCAACUGGACCCUCGUCACCCAGCACCACGACGACCACUCCUGCAUGGACCCUAACACCAUCAACGCUCCCCUAAUCAUCAGCACCACUGGCCACGACGGUCCCUUCGGAGCUUUCUGUGCCAAGCGUCUCGUCUCCAUGUCUGCUAUCGAGAAGCUCGGAGGCAUGAAGGGUCUGGAUAUGAACUCUGCCGAGGAUGCCAUUGUCAAGAACACCCGUGAAGUCACCAAGGGUUUGAUCAUUGGUGGAAUGGAGCUCUCUGAGAUUGAUGGGUGGCACCGUAUGGGACCAAUCUUCUCUGCCAUGAUGCUCAGCGGCUUCAAGGCCGCCGAGGUCGCCCUCGAAGUCUUCGAGGAGAGAAAGAAGGAGUGUGCCGCAUAA